This is a messenger RNA of Chondrus crispus (carragheen), 477 nucleotides long. RefSeq lists its product as hypothetical. The transcript has a single exon. NCBI's taxonomy places the organism in Eukaryota, Rhodophyta, Florideophyceae, Gigartinales, Gigartinaceae. The record is from RefSeq and is a predicted model, not a curated record. The coding region runs from base 1 to 477 and encodes 158 amino acids.
AUGGGAGGAGACCCAGCGAGGGGGACGGGAGAGCAUCGACCUUUGGGACUAAUCAUUCGUUGCACUUCAGGCUCUGCUUCGAGGCGAAAGAGAAAGCUGCGAUAUAGCACCAAACCUCAACGCUUAGCGCCGCCCCACCCGGCGCACUUCUGGCCUCAAUGCAGCACCAGAGCAGCGCACCCGCCUCGAAGCAUCACGGAAAGCAUCGCCGCAAGCACCAUGGAACGAAAGAGAAAGCUGCGAUAUCGGACCCCGUGUCGGUGCCUUACAAGAAGGUGUGUUGCAAGAAGGUGUGUUGCAAGAAGGUGUAUUGCAAGAAGGUGUGUUGCAAGAAGGUGCGUUACAAGAAAGUGCCUUGCGUGUCGAGGAGGCAUCACGCCAUCCCACGCGGCGCACUUGCGACCUCAAUGCAUCCCCAGAGCAGCGCAUCCGCCUCGAAACAUCACGGAAAGCAUCACGGCAAGCACCAUGGAAUGA